Molecule: messenger RNA, 1158 nt
Organism: Oikopleura dioica
Lineage: Eukaryota; Metazoa; Chordata; Appendicularia; Copelata; Oikopleuridae
Source: the annotation of a GenBank genome assembly
AUGAGCAAAAAAGUGACGCUUUUGCAAUGCGGAAGCUUCAAUCCGCCGCACCUGAUGCAUUUGCGCAGCCAGGAGCUGGCGAAAAUCCACUUGGAGAAGCUUCAACGCACCGUGAUUGCCGGCUGGAUGUCGCCGGUAUCAGAUGGUUACAAGAAGACGGGAUUAGUUUCCUCAAAGCAUCGCAUCGAAAUGCUAAAACGCGCGACCAGGGAUUCAAACUGGAUCAAGGUCUCCACCUGGGAAGCGGACAAACCCGAAUGGACCCCGACAGCUGAAGUUGUUCAAUUUCAUGUGGAAAAGUCAAAGGAAGAAUUUGACGCGCAAACUUAUCUUUUACUCGGCGGCGAUGCAUUUGCGAGCUUUAAUCGACCAAAUCUAUGGACUGAUUCGGAUGUAGAAAUGAUUGCUUCAAAUGGCAUUAUCGUUAUUGCAAGAGAAGGAAGCAAUGUCGAAAAUGUCAUCAAUGAAAAUAAGAUUCUGAGUCAAUACAAAAGUAAUAUCGAAGUUGUCGAUCCCGGAAUCGUAAAUGGCCUUUCUUCGACUUACAUUCGCCAGCUGCUGAGGCAGAAGCAGUCGAUAAAAUAUUUGGUCCCGGAAGAAUUGAGAAAGUACUUGGAAGAGAAUGAAAUUUACUCGUCCGAGUCUGAGUGUUCCAAUAAAGAUACAGUUCUUGCGCCUCUUCAGAUAAAGAUGAAUGAGCAUGAUGAUCGCGUCCCUCACUCAUCGGGAAUUACUGAGGCCUCAGAAAAUCUGGUCGGAACGGGGCGAGUUUUGGACGAAUUCUCGUGCGAUAUUUGUGGAAUGUCAGCGCCAUACGAAGUUUAUGACGACAGACCUCCGAAAAGAGGAGUCACCAGGACGAUUCGAUACCGAGAAAAAUGUUACAUUAUGCAGGAUCCAUUCCGACCCCCUUCCGAAAGACUUCCGUUAGUCGUCGGAGCUCCUUGCAGCGAAUGCGACCGAAAGAUGGUUUGUAUGGAGUGCUCACUUUUCUUCAGUCGAAGAUUUUGCAUCAAGUGUGUGCGUAGAUACGAAUCCGAAUUUCCACACCAACUGGGCAAAGAAAUCAAGAAAUUGAAAGACCACUACGAAAAAGUGAAGGAACAGUCGAAGAUCGACAAGAUCGAAGCGAGUAGAUCUGGGAAGUCCAAAAAGUAG